Molecule: messenger RNA, 216 nt
Organism: Nicotiana tabacum (common tobacco)
Lineage: Eukaryota; Viridiplantae; Streptophyta; Magnoliopsida; Solanales; Solanaceae
Source: RefSeq, a predicted model, not a curated record
AUGAUCAUCCCAGUUCGGUGCUUCACUUGCGGUAAGGUAAUCGGAAAUAAAUGGGACCAAUAUCUUGAUCUUGUCCUAGCAAGUUAUGCAGAAACAGAAGCACUUGACGCAUUGGGGUUGGUUCGAUAUUGCUGUCGAAGAAUGUUGAUGACACAUGUAGACCUCAUUGAGAAGCUUCUCAACUACAAUACAUUGGGAAAAUCUGAGGGCAGUUGA